Molecule: messenger RNA, 2124 nt
Organism: Didymella exigua CBS 183.55
Lineage: Eukaryota; Fungi; Ascomycota; Dothideomycetes; Pleosporales; Didymellaceae
Exons: 6
Coding region: 285-1724 (479 amino acids)
Source: RefSeq, a predicted model, not a curated record
CUGCCAUCGGACCCGGUGAUGUGCUACCAGCAUGCCAGCCAAUGUGGCACCAACUCGUAACGCAUGCCAGAAACUUUAUUGGGCAGGACUGAGGAUGAGCACUUCUCAGGAAGCCCCGCAAAUACCAAACAUGUCGUGGAGGCUUGCGAUCUAGCGCCGGAAAUUUAUCACUUCCAUAUCCUUCCUCAUCUCGUGGAAAUCCUCCGAUCCUGCAGCCGCCGACUCCUUUGCUUUUGCAUGUAGUUGCUUCGAUUUGGGGCAGGGUAUUCAUUCUCAACGGCAGGAUGCAAUUGCCUCCCAUCGACGUGAUCCUCUCCUGGCCCAAGCCUAACUAUGCCAACCCACACACACGAGGCGAUGCGCUACUCAUCAUCAACUCCAUACUCAUCGCGCUGGCAGUGAUAGUGGUAGGGUUGCGCAUGUAUACGCGCUUGAUUAUCAAGAGGUGGUUUGGUCUCGAUGACGUCUUCACUCUACUUGCUCUGAUGUUUGCCGUUGGCUUGACCACUGUCGUCCUUUUGGCAAACCAGCGAUACGGCUGGGACAGGCAUGUCUACGACAUACCACUCAACAAACUAGAACCGACGUUGAAGGUCGCAAUGGCUGCCAAAGUAGUGUUCACUGGAGCAGCAACAUUCACAAGGUUGUCUCUUCAUUGCUUCUAUUACCGAUUGGUCGCCGACACAGGAAGAUCAUGGUUCAGAUGGUGUGUUCAUCUCAACGUUGCCUACACUAUGGGGAUAUUUCUAUCGUUUCCGUUCAUUGCAAUCUUCCUAUGUACUCCGGUCUCAGAUUACUGGUUAAUUGGCUCACCGCCCAGUAGUUGUUUGAAUGAGGGCACUGCGACACUCAUCUGCGGUAUCAUCAAUUGUGUCGCCGACUUCGCAACCACAGUGACCCCGAUUCCACUUAUAUUAGGUCUCCAUAUGCCACAUCGUCAACGUCUCGCUGUAGCAGGUCUCUUCGCUAUGGGUAUCAUCGUCACCAUUGCCGGUAUCGUCCGUACAUGGUACAUCUACAAGUCACUCUUCACGACUUAUGACAAUACAUGGUACGCGUACCCUCUCUGGAUCGCCGCAGCAGUAGAAAUCGACCUCGGCGUGAUCUGCGCCUCAGCCCCUGUUCUCAGGCCCCUCCUCUCGAAAAUCCCCUUCAGUCUCUCUGGCACCUUCUCAGGUGGUAUAUCAUUGAAGAAGAAGUCUGUUGGGGCCGGGUCUGGCUCGAAGAGAUCCAAGCUGUCAACUACGGCCGCGGAAACCCCCCCAAUCAACCCAAGUACAACAAACCUCUCCUCAAAACGCCGCUCGGAAGCAAUCUGUGCCGUCCCCGACCUCGAUGCCGAUCAGGGCCGCAGCUACGAGCUGAAAAAUUGGGAUGAAGAGCGCACGAUAUCCAGCCCCGAGCCUCAAGAUCAGACACACAGGAGUGCGAGUCGAGAUGCCAUGCUACGGACCGAGAGCAACGAGGAGAGCUCCAAAGGCGGCGGUCUCACAAAAAUGUGGCAGAAGAUGAAGUCGCGAUGGCCAGACUCGGAGGAAGGCUCCAACGAGGACAUGACCAUCACAAGGACGAGCGAAGUCGAGCUCUCAAACGAGCCUGCUAGUGUCUACGGGACGAAGCGCAGUAGUUGGCAUAAAGAUGCCUCCAGGUCACACCGCGCGGUGAAGGAGCACAAAUUGCCCUCUCUGCCACAGGCCCACGAGAACGAAAUAAGCUUCUCCUGAUCCGCGACCGUAAUAUCCUUUUUCUCGUAUAGCGUGCAAGCGGGCACGAUUCAUGAUUUGCAUUUUUGGCGUUGGGUCAGACUAUCUGUCUGGACGGUGCGCUUCUGCCGCCCAGGAACGCGCAUGAUACCACUUGUUUAGAUGAAGUCACAGGCACUGUCGGUCUAUGUUGGUCGCUAGACCGAGACGUUUCCGGCUGGACUGUGAAUGGAUAUAUAGAAGAAGACUUGCAAACAAGGCACACCGACAUACUGCUCAAGCACACAGCUCAACUUCACUGCUCGUGUUUUUGUGCUUAGGAACCCUACUUUGUGAUAAAUGUCGAUUGGAGCAACGGCUUCCGUUUCCUCCUUCUCGGCUCUUUUAUUUUGUACAUCGCGAGCAUCACUGCUAGCCCAGA